AGUAUCCCUCUAGGAAUCCCUCUUCCUGUGAUGGGGACCUCCCAAUCUUCUCCUUUCCAGCCUGAAGGGAAUGACGGUCUCGUGCAAACAACGAUUACUUGGAGAGGAGGUGGGACAAACGUCUUUUUGUCGGGAACGUUCGAAAGCUCAUGGAAGGGUCGUGUCCGCAUGAUUCCUGAAUCAAGCCCUGGUGUUUUCUCUGUUGCGAUUAGGUUGCCGCCCGGGAAUCAUCGUUUGAAAUUCUUAGUGGAUGACCAGUGGAGAUGCUCAGACGAGCUACCCACUGCAACAGAUAACGAUGGACAUUUAGUGAAUUAUAUCGAAGUUCCCCCCUCUGCAUGGGAUCCGUCGGAGACGGCCUCAUCCCGAACUUCUCGCCAACAAACACCGUUUAUCAGUCACAUUCCACCUCACCUCGUGCAUUCUGCUGUGCAGGAGGAAAGGUACCUUUCCCAACAACUUGCAGAUCCUCCCCCAAUACCGCAUCCUGCCACGUUGCCCCGUCAUCUUGAGAAGGUCAUAUUAAAUGCUCAGCGGCACGGACGAGAUCGAGCUGUAAUGGAGGGUAGCCGGGAUGAUAACUCCGUCCUUCCUAUACCAAACCACGUCGUGCUUAACCAUCUAGGCACCAGCGCAAUCAAGAAUGGGGUGCUGGCGGUCGCAACCACAAUGAGGUAUCAUAAGAAGUACAUAUCAACACUAUACUUCAAACCCGCUUGAUCAUAGGUUGGUAUCCCCACGCCCGCGCCGUUCACCCUGCAAGACCAUACGCUGGGCUAGCUGAAUCUCCAUUGUAUUCCAAUGUCCAGCUUCCUGCUGUACGAGAAUUUGCUAUCAUCGCUUUGCUUUUUUGGAAUUUAUAGCUUGAGGUGCUUUCCGCUUCUUGGACGAACGAACUGAAUCGGCUGUAGAUGGAAUAUGGAGUGAGGAUUCGAACAAAGCAUGCCCGAUAGUCU
Messenger RNA from Cantharellus anzutake, 956 nucleotides. Its product is annotated as 5'-AMP-activated protein kinase beta subunit, interation domain-containing protein. Lineage: Eukaryota; Fungi; Basidiomycota; Agaricomycetes; Cantharellales; Hydnaceae. The transcript has 3 exons. Gene Ontology annotation, cellular component: nucleotide-activated protein kinase complex; nucleus; cytoplasm. The record is from RefSeq and is a predicted model, not a curated record. The coding region runs from base 31 to 720 and encodes 229 amino acids. Gene Ontology annotation, molecular function: protein kinase binding. Gene Ontology annotation, biological process: signal transduction.